AUGAGUACAAUACAGGAACCAGCAAGACCCGCGGUCGUGCGUCAGUUUAUUUCCGAGCUUAAGCCUCAUUCGGACCUAGCUGUCCAAGCAAGGUCGUGCCAAGAGGACAUGGAGAUGGAAAUUGAAUUGAAAGAGAAAAUCCGAGUCGAUAGAAUUUACUAUCAAGAGCCCAUCGAAAGCUCUUUUACCGGAGUCGAGAUUGCCCGCCAAGCUCUUGAAGCCGAAUGCGACAAGUUUUUCAAAUCGCAAAUGAGGGAGGAAACCGAGAAGAAGAAGAAGUCGAAGGCUUGGCGAGUAUUUCAUCACAACAACGCUACGCAGCAAGUGGCGCAGCAAAUUAGCAAAGGUCGGCUUCUAACCGUGGACCAAAUCACAAGAAUCACGAAUGAGCUCCAAGAGGAAUGGAGACAGUCCAGUAGCAAGACUUCCCUUACCUACUCUAAUACCGCAGAGCAGCUCUCAUCAUUUGUAGCAGACCUGUCCGAGCGAAUCUCGAUUUGCACAGCGUGGCUCGAUCUGUACCAGAAAGCAGCUAUGAAACAGAGACUUACGGAAAUAUAUGAGCAGUUCUUCCGUUUCUUUAUCAAAGUGGCCUCCUGGUAUGCGAAACCAAAGGUGAACAAAGUUCUUGAUUCUUUGAAUUCCAACCUCAAUGAAAGUUAUAAAGCGGUAGUCAAUGAUAUUCAACGGUCUAUUCAACUUCUCAAAGAGCAGGCCCAGAUCGAGCACGCACACGAGACCAGCAAUUUUCGCAAAGCAAUGACGGAAUCAACAAUAUUCUUCAAGGCAGAGCUAGCAAAAAUUCGAAGCCAGCGCGAUGUGGACAGUGAUCUCGGUUGGAAAGUAUGUCAAUUUCUGGUGGAACAAUUUGGCUCAUCUGAAAGGGCCCAUAAUUUGAUCGGAACAUCUGGAAUACGGCUCAACCAGGCCGCGUUGAUAGAUUCAACUGAAGCCACCGAAGCGCAUACUUCUGAAUACCUCUGCACAGAGAGUCAUAACAGAGCCGAGGCCGAGGUACUAUGCUCACACCUCCAGGAACUAGUUGACCAAGUGGAAGCCGGUGACGGAAUCAAAUCAGCCAUUCAGGCAGGGCGGCUCGUCACCGAGCCAGUAAUUAUCCACGCGCUGCGGAAAUGGACCAUGGCUUCAACGGGCGAAGACCUCAUACUCUGGGUUAUAAGUCCAUUUGAGAUUGCCCCACCAACAAGUGCCGAGCUUGUUGCCUACGGAGUCAUCUGGUCUGCAGUUCAAGCCAAGGCGCAAUUUGUCUCAUAUAUUUGCGAACGACCUCGACCUGGUCAAGUACCCGGAUUUCAAGGGGCUGAGGAUAAAGCUGCUGUUUUGGCUAUGGCAUAUAGCUUGAUCAUGCAGCUCCUUCAAUUCCAUACUCCGGACGAUGAAUUGCGAGUCCAAAAAGAGAUUAUUGAUCGACUUACGCGACCAGGUGAGCGUUGGAGCUCUGCUUUGGCGCUCCUCAAGUGUUUGUUGGAAAACACGCCCACACUGCGAUAUUGCAUUAUCUCGCGGAUUAAUCUCAUUGAAAACAAUGCUCGUGAGAUGUGCAGAGAGUUUGUGGACAUGCUUUUCUUGCAUGUCAGAAACUCAAAUUGGCCGCUGCGAAUUCUGUUCACCACGUCGGGGCAGUCGAGGGCACUGUUGGAGACCGUUGGCCGGGAAAGUAAAGUAGAAUCUAAUAACCACAUUCACCAAAGAAAGGGGCAUAUUCUUUAUGGUGCUGUUCAGAUGCCUGGGUAA
Molecule: messenger RNA, 1755 nt
Organism: Penicillium nucicola
Lineage: Eukaryota; Fungi; Ascomycota; Eurotiomycetes; Eurotiales; Aspergillaceae
Exons: 4
Coding region: 1-1755 (584 amino acids)
Source: RefSeq, a predicted model, not a curated record